This is a messenger RNA of Fragaria vesca subsp. vesca, 2145 nucleotides long. Its product is annotated as pentatricopeptide repeat-containing protein At2g35030, mitochondrial-like. The record is from RefSeq and is a predicted model, not a curated record. Gene Ontology annotation, molecular function: RNA binding; protein binding. Lineage: Eukaryota; Viridiplantae; Streptophyta; Magnoliopsida; Rosales; Rosaceae. Gene Ontology annotation, biological process: RNA modification. The transcript is spliced from 3 exons. The coding region runs from base 1 to 2145 and encodes 714 amino acids.
AUGCCACAUGUCAUCAACCGAGCCAGGUCACCACUCUUGCAUUUUGCUCAAGCUCGUCUCAGUCCCAGACUUCCAUACCACUCCAUGACCCAGAAAGCCUCGCCCAGAAUCACAACGCCGCACAGAGACCACAGCGCCAGCUCCGACGUGGCCAAAUCCAAUUGGCUGAUCACCAAGCUCAGCCGAGACGGCAGAAUCCGAGAAGCCCGCCAGGUGUUCGACGAAAUGCCUGAGAGAGACGUGGUGACGUGGACGACGGUGAUCACGGCGUACGUCAAGUCCGGUAUGCUGGAGGAGGCCCGGAGCCUCUUCGAUAGAGCCGACGCCGUGAAGAAUGUGAUCACGUGGACGGCGUUGGUCGGCGGGUACAUAAGGCUGAGAAGGCUUGAGGAGGCUGAGAUGUUGUUCUAUCAAAUGCCGGUGAGGAAUGUGGUGUCGUGGAACACUAUGAUCGACGGUUAUGCGAGGAGCCGGCGCGUGGAUGAGGCGUUGGAGUUGUUUGAGAGGAUGCCGGAGAGGAAUGUGGUAUCGUGGAACACGGUUUUGACGGCUCUGGCGCAAUGUGGGAGGAUCGAGGAGGCCAGGAGGCUGUUUGGUUUGAUGCCGGAAAGGGAUGUUAUUUCGUGGACCGCAAUGGUGGCGGGGCUGUCGAGAAAUGGGAGGGUUGAUGAGGCUAGAGAGGUUUUCGAUAGGAUGCCGAGGAGGAAUGUGGUGUCGUGGAAUGCGAUGGUCACGGGGUAUGCGCAGAAUGGGAGGCUGGAGGAGGCUCUGGAGUUGUUUGAGAGGAUGCCGGAGAGGGACAUGCCUUCGUGGAAUACGAUGGUUACAGGGUUUAUUCAGAAUGGGGAUUUGGAGCGGGCGUGGGAGUUGUUUGUUCAAAUGCCGCAGAAGAAUGUCAUAUCGUGGACUACAAUGAUCACAGGGUAUGUACAAGAUGGGAGAAAUGAAGAGGCACUGAUGAUCUUUUCAAAAAUGGUGGUAGAUAAUGGGGCGAGACCUAAUGAGGGAACUUUUGUGAGCAUCUUGAGUGCUUGUAGUAACCUAGCUGGUCUUUGCGAGGGACGUCAAAUGCAUCAGAUGAUAAUUAAAACAGUGUAUCAGGAAUGUGUACAUUUGGUGUCUGCACUCAUAAAUAUGUAUUCAAAAUGUGGGGAGUUAGUCUCUGCUAGGAAGAUGUUUGAAGAUGGAUCGACAAUCCAUAGGGAUUAUAUCUCUUGGAAUGGAAUGAUUGCAGCCUAUGCACAUCAUGGAUGCGGUACUGAGGCAAUUAACUUGUAUAAUGAAAUGCGGCAAUUAGGGUUCAAACCUGAUGAUGUUACUUAUGUGGGCCUUCUUUCUGCAUGCAGCCAUGCUGGUUUGGUGGCGGAGGGUUUAAAUCUUUUUGAUGAGCUUCUUAAAGAUGGUUCAAUACGAGUGAGGGAAGAUCAUUACACGUGCUUAGUUGAUCUUUGUGGUCGAGCAGGGAGGCUCAAGGAGGCUUUUGAUGUUCUCGAGAAGCUCGGGACCAACCAAUCAGCAUCUAAUUGGGGGGCUCUUCUUGCUGGAUGUAUUGAUCAUCAUAACAUGGAUACCGGGAAGCUAGCUGCAGAAAAGCUUUUAAAUGAGGGCCCAGAUGAUGCAGGCAGUUACUCGUUGUUGUGGAACUUUUUUGCUAGAUCUGGGAAUUGGAGAGAAGCUGCAAAGAUGAGGAUUAAAAUGAAAGAAAAGGGGUUGAAGAAGCAGCCUGGUUGUAGUUGGAUAGAAGUUGGAAAUAUGGUGCAUGUUUUUGUGGUUGGUGAUAAGUCUCACUGUCAAUCUCAACUUAUAUACUCUGCACUAUACGGCAGAAUUAACAUGACAUGGGAAUUUCAGCAGAGGAGUACAGUGGGGGCGCCUGAGUUUUCUGGAGACUGGCAUUCCAUUAAGAGCAAAAAGCUUAUGAAUAACUUUGCACCUGAAGCAGUACUUCAUUUUGACUUUGUCCAGAUUAAGCAUAUUCACAGGGAGAGGAACAUGGUGGCUGAUUUAUUGGCCAAAAACAGCACUCUUAAUGCUAAGGGAAUCUGCAUUUUCAAUGAGCCUCCUGAUCUUGUCACUAAUGCUCUGCUGGAUGACAUUGUUGGAGUUACAAGAUGUAGGACUGUUAAUACCAGCAGUGCUGGUUAA